Molecule: messenger RNA, 3705 nt
Organism: Gigantopelta aegis
Lineage: Eukaryota; Metazoa; Mollusca; Gastropoda; Neomphalida; Peltospiridae
Exons: 2
Coding region: 432-2093 (553 amino acids)
Cellular component (GO): nucleus
Molecular function (GO): DNA binding
Source: RefSeq, a predicted model, not a curated record
CGUGUCUCAAGAGAAAGCGUCCCUGGAUACCGGAGAACAAAAUGUUCAAGAUUGCAUCAAUUAAUGUAAGCAUUAUUAAACUACAUUGUCAAACAAGUAAAAUACAUUGUUCUUACCAAAAUGCAUUUUAUACCAUUGAGCAAAAUAAAGUACCGAAGUUAGUACAAGACCUGUAACAUGAAAAUGUAUGCAUCGUCUGCUCCACCUUGUUAUUGUAAAUUAUAAUCACGUGACAUAUAUGACGUGGCUUUCGCCAAUUUUUGAAACUAUGGAAUCGCAUAAGGGCUAUCUCUUAUAUCUGAUUCCUUGUGUUUUUUUAGGAUUUCACGUCACGUCAUAAAAAGCGCUAUCGAUCAUAUAGCCCUACUCAACUUAAAAAUGCAUAUGCAGAUGUCACUGAAAAGGGAACUUCUGUAUAUAAGGCUGCCAGGAUGUAUUCCGUUCCUGAACAAACACUCAGAGACAGAAUAUGCGGGAUUAUUUCCCCAGACACGACAAGGUCCGGACCUGGUCCAAUGUUUUCCUUGGAAGAAGAAAACAAACUGGCAGAACAUUUGAAGUUGAUGGCGUCUGUUGGCUAUGGCUACACAAGAGCGCAGGUUUUAAAUCUUGGAACCGACUAUGCCACCCAUUUAAACAAACGGCCACACGAUUGCAACUCUCUUUCUCUACAGUGGUUUUAUGGGUUCAUGGGAAGAUGGCCAGAAUUAAAGUUGAGACGACCCAAAUCCUUGUCAGAGCUUCGAGCCUACGCUACUUCAGAGGAAAGCAUAACGAAAUACUUUGAUGAACUGGAGACAAUUCUUGAAAAGUAUGACCUCAAAUCAUCUCCUGAAAACAUAUAUAACGUGGACGAGAAGGGAAUUAGUAUGACUCACGCACCUCCGUAUGUUGUAGGAUCUACAGACGAGGUUCCAAUUGAAAUAACGCCAGAAAGAUCAUCCACAGUCACUAUGAUAGGGUGUGGCAAUGCACUGGGUCAACAAAUCCCACCAUAUUUCAUUUUUCCUGGGGCUCGAAUGCGCCAAGAACUAUUAGAAGGAGCCACCAUUGGUACGAAUGGCACUGUUAGUAAGUCAGGAUGGUCCAAUUCAGACAUAUUUCAAACAUGGCUUGUAGAUCAUUUUGCGAAGUACGCAAAAGUUGGUGGAGAUAAGAAGACAUUAUUGUUGUAUGAUGGUCACAGAUCCCAUAUUUCACCUUAUUUGGUUGACUUUGCAGUGCGGAAUGGAAUCAUCCUGUUUGUUCUACCACCUCAUACAAGCCAUAUCCUUCAGCCGAUGGAUGUGGGUUGUUUUGGACCGUUUUCUAAAGUUUUCAUUGAUGAAUCUCGAAAAUGGCAACGUUCUCAUUCUGGAACUCUCACCCGCUACAAUGUCUGCUCUAUUGCAUGUCGAGCUUACGACAUCUCGCUGACUCCCAGGAAUCUUCAGAGUGCUUUCAGGAAGAGUGGGAUUUAUCCAUUUAACCCAACAGCAAUUGAUUCAUCUCUGUUGAAACCUGUUCAGUAUGCCAAAAAGAGAAGAGCUGAACAAUCUACAGAAACUGCGAGUAACAAUGCCGAUAUUUCUCAACCACAAGACAGAAACACUGUUAACAAUUUCUUUUCAAGUCACCUGCCAGUUGUACACCACGAUAAACCCAAUCAGUCUAAACCCAGGCGUUCAGUUCACAAGGUUGUUGGUGGAAAACCAAUUACAGAGCCAGAUGUAUCAUCCCAACUGUAUGAAUAUGUCUCUUCCUCUAAAAAACCCAAAGUUGUUUCUUCAAGAAAAACAAAAGCUGUAGCACCAAUCAAAAAAUCUAAUUCACCGCGGCCAGGGCCCUCAGGAGUUGAUAACGGGCUGAUAUCAAGUGACAACUUCUCGGAAUCGGAAACUGAAGAUGACGAAAAGUGUUGUGUUUGUGGGCUUUUUCAACCAGUUGAAUUAAAAAGAUGCACUUCACUGGUAUUUACUAUGUGGGGACAGUGCAUGUUCCAAAACUGUAAUCACUGGGUUCAUUUAAAAUACUGCUGUGAUGUACGAUGUCUACGACGACAUGACGUGUUUUUCUGCCCGUGUCAUGGCUUGCCAUGCAAGCAGGAAGAAUAAACAUACAUGUAUCUUUGAGCAGGUGUGAAGAAACCAGACCUGUAAAUAUGUUACAUUUACGUUGGACGUUUGUGUGUUUGGAUACAUGUUAAAUAUAAGUUAUAUUAUAACAAUGACUAACAUAUUUUGUGCUUCGAUUCUUUACGGAAAUUCCCACUUGGUUGCCAUCACUGGCCUGCCAUAGAUUGACUGAAUGACGUAUACCCCGAAUUGAUAGGUACGUCAUUAUGCAGACGGGUUUUCCAGAGGCCUCGACGGUGAUCAUGUGUCGGCAAUUUCCAUCGGGGAUGAAUUGAUUUUAUGUAGCAAAGUAUAGUAGGUCAUCAACCGAGAGCCAUAACUGGCUGCAUAGAGGUUUGUCAGCCAUGAUGGGACCAACUCUGUGAUCAUGACACGGAGACACGGCACAGGUUUACGAAACUAAAGAAUUAGUCACGCAAGAUCUACAAAGAAUGGUUGAACCUGCUCCCGAUGUUGGUGGGACUAUCAGCACAGCUGGAAUAUCAGUCUAGACACAUAUGCCCCAACUCCGAAUCUGCACUGAAGUCAGUGGUCGCGUGUUAACGUUAAGCGGAUGUAUGCAUGAUAUCAAACAGUAAAACGAAAUAAAAGGUGACACUCAACUUGCUGUAUCGAUUUACGUGGUGGUUUUUAAACGUUGUUUUUAACGAAAUUAAUAUAGUAAUCACUAUUGGUGACAAAUAAGGCACAGUUCAGGGUGUUUAACGUGCACAUUCAGAACAAGAUGUUAUAUAAGGCCCUAUUUUUGCUAAUAUCCAAUGGAGUAAUGCAGAAACUAAAGAAACAUAACUAUGUAAAACAGCAGGCUCAAACACACUUUAAUGUUCUGUAUUGCGACGCGCUGUGUUCUAUACACUGGUCUUGGUUCGCCUACCGUGUGUGUUAGAAGUUACCCGUUGAGGCGCGGGCAUCCCAGUGACCUGUUCAGGCCAGUGAUGCGGAGCCCUUUUGUGAGAUUAUAGCUGAUCUGACAGAUUACACGCAGCAAACUAUCACUUUUCAACUGUAUUAUUUUACUUCUAUAUUAAGAUGUGUUUUUAGUCGACACACGUCUAGUGUAAAAUGCCUUCACGGCUGGAGGUAUUCCGAGUGGGUUUGUCAGUCUUGAUAAUAACAGUCCGUUAUUGUAUCCCUGUAGGCAUUACAGAAAGGAAAAAAACAUCAACAACAAACACCAACAACAAACAAACAAACAAACAAAAAACAAACAAACCCACAACCAAAUGCAAUAUUGCACUAUUCACGGUACGAUAUAUAUGAUAUUUUUAUUAAUACUGGAUACUAUACUUCUAGUAGCAACCUAACAGAAUAUAUCUAUUGUUUCAGUUUGAUAUAUUAUUUGCUUUUAAAACUAGCAACCAGCAAUGUUUCACUAGUUGAGUCUGGUAUAUGUAUAUUCGUGUUACUGACGUAUCACUGUCUGGAUAUUUACCACGUACACAACAUUUACCGAGUUUUGCGGACGACAGUGAGUCACGCGUGCACGUGUCCUGUCGUGUUUACUUUGUUGUUACUUAAUUGUGAUUUUCAGUUAAACAGAAAUUGUAAGAUUGCUUUAUUUUGCCAAUAGCGAUAAACGUACCACCAUUAA